This is a messenger RNA of Cydia splendana, 1997 nucleotides long. RefSeq lists its product as uncharacterized. The transcript has a single exon. The coding region runs from base 145 to 1254 and encodes 369 amino acids. The record is from RefSeq and is a predicted model, not a curated record. Lineage: Eukaryota; Metazoa; Arthropoda; Insecta; Lepidoptera; Tortricidae.
GGGAACGUCCGAUGAGUUGGCGGCAUUUUUAAACAAUAAUUAAUUUUAAAGGCGCUAUACAGGCUUUUUCUAUUGCUACAUCUGUAAAUAACUUUGUAAAUAUAAUUAGGAGUGUAAAUAAAUAUAUAUAAAGUGUAAAUAAAUAUGGGGAGGAACUCUAAAAAGCGGAAAAAGAAAAAUGGUGAGAAUGGUGACAUGGACGUUGUCUCAGGAGAUGAAAGUACUGAUUUCAGUUCGGUGAAGUCAUUAGAAAUGGAAAGUGAUAAGUACGCUAUAUUUAAAGUACCUAACUAUUCAAGAACUUAUCCCGAAAAUGGCGGUAACUUUGAAUACAUCGUCUUCCUGGAAAGCUCCGUCUCGGAACAACCCAUUGGGAACCGAGACAUGAUGUCGCUGUCCAAUUGUAUUAAAAGGUACAACAAAGGAGUGAAACAAUUACUUCGAAUUAAUAAAUACAAAAUUGGAGUGAUCUUCGAACGGCCCGGGCAGGCUAAUGCCGCCUUGGCAAAUAAAAACUUUCUGGAGCAAUAUAAAUUUAUAGCCUCCAUACCAGCGGCGGCCAGUGAGGUGACUGGUGUCAUCUUACAUGUGCCCACGAACCUGUCUAAUGCGCAGAUUUAUUCAGCAAUAUCGUCAUCUAAAAAUAUUGUGUGUGUGCGACGGUUCAUGCGAAAGGUGAACAAUGAUGGACGCAUUACUGAAGAGCCCACUAAGACAGUUUCGAUAACUUUCUCUUGUCCAGUACUACCUGACAGCGUGGACCUCAAUAGUUGGCGCUUUGAGCUUCGGCCGUACAUCCCGCCGGUGAAGCAGUGCCUUCGCUGCUUAAGGUAUGGACAUAUUGCUAAAUUCUGCAAAAAUGAGCUGCGCUGCUCCAUAUGCCAAGAUAAUCACAAAUUUACUGAAUGCCAAAUUGACCCAAAAUCUGCCAAAUGUGUCCACUGCUCUGGAAAUCACAUUUCAAUUUCAACAACUUGUCCUGUCAAACAACAAAAAAUUAAUGAGAAUAAAAUAGAAGUAGAGAAGAAAACACAAAAGUUCACAGAUCUCUUUAAUAGCACUAAAUUUCCAAAAUUAAACUCGAGACCAGACAACAUAAGUUCUAUCAUAAGUUCUGACACGGUUAUGAAUUUAUUAAUCGAAGCGGUAGUCAAAAUCAUUAGUUUAAAUAAAGGCAAUGAAAAACCAAUUUGUAAUCAAAGUAUUAAAGACAUUCUCCUAGAAACCAUUACCAAAAAGAAAGCAAGUAAAUAAUUUAUUGAGUUAAAGAUUUUAAGUCAACAUAACACUAUACUAUGCUAGUCUAAUUAAAUAUUAAUUCUAAAAUUAAAACUAUUCUCAUUUAUUUGUCAUAAUAUUUAUGGAUAACAUAAUAAAUAUUAUGCAAUGGAAUGCACAGAGUUUAGUCAGUAAUAGAUUAGCAUUAACCAAUUUUCUAUAUAACAACAAUAUUCACAUAGCUAUUAUUUCUGAGACCUGGCUAAAGCCACAUCAAAAUUUUAAUAUUCGAGGGUACAGAGUUGAGAGGAAUGAUACAGGUAAUAAGCAUAACGGUGUAGCUAUUUUACUUCAUAAUAGUAUUACUUACUCUAGGUUGGUAACAAAAUUUGAUAAUUCUAUGCAAAAUAUCGGUGUUCGCAUUUCUAUAGGUAAUAAAGAAAUAAGCAUAAUUAGUUUCUACAGCCCUACUAAUUGUACUCCUGUCUUCAACAAAAAAAAAUUUGAUACAUUAAUUAAAUCUAUUCCGGAGCCAAUGGUUUUUGCUGGUGACUUCAAUGCCCAUCACAUCUCAUGGGGUUGCAAUUCUACUGCACCACGAGGUAGAGAUAUUCUAGAAGUUAUUGAGGAUAACAAUCUUGUGAUUCUGAAUGAUGGUCGUCCUACUACUGUAGGCUCUCUGACUUGGCGUCCCAAUGCUCUUGAUUUGUCUCUAGUUAGUCCAUCCUUAGCAUUAUCUUGUGACUGGUCCAUCCAUGAUGAUCCACUUGGAAGUUAUC